Symbiodinium pilosum is the source of this 7584-nucleotide messenger RNA. NCBI's taxonomy places the organism in Eukaryota, Dinophyceae, Suessiales, Symbiodiniaceae. The record is from the annotation of a GenBank genome assembly.
AUGCUUCUGUUCAUCUCCGGCGACGUGAAAGCGAGUGAAUGCACGGGCCCGGGGAUUAACCCCGUUACGGACGUUUCGUGGCAGUGCAUUUUUCCGAUACAAAUUGCCGGUAUUGUUCAGCUUGGAUCGAAUCCCGACGACGCUGACGACAUUGCUAAUCCGGUUUGCGUCUGCACGGGCGGCACCGUUCCAAAGUUUGGGCUGACGGUCAGUUUUUGGGAACCGUCUCGACUGAUUGACACGGUGUCGGAUCCUUACUGCCUGAUGGCGUUGGGGUCGAAGCUUGCCAAUCCCAGACCUGGGAGCCUCGGUGGUUCGAUGGACCGUGACGAGAACAGCCAACGCGCGUUCCAACAAAUGCACUACUACAUCUUUCCAGUUUGGUCGAUCCUGGAUCUAUUCACUGAUAUCCAGUGUUUGCAGGACGAAACGUUUGAUGUCGCCAUGAUGUCGGAACUCGUCCCAACCUGGAACGACGACAUCCUGUCCACCAUUGUGAAUCCAGAGGCCGUGCUUUUUGCAAACCCCGUGUCGCAAUUGGCCUGUGCAGCAGAUGCCUCAGCGGUCCUGUUAGGUAAGCCGCGCAACGAGUUGUUUUGGUGUAUGGGCAGUUGGGGCAGUGUUUACCCCCUCGCCGGGUCCAUCACGCUCACAGAUUACGUCGAGGCUAACGCUGGCUUGGCGGCACGAAGUAUCUACUUUAUGGGCAGAACCGGGCUGCUGUGGGACACAGCGCUCGAUGGGUGUUCAUUGCAGUACACGCCAAUCUGGCGCAAAGACCGCUUCAAGCUGCAGCUCGCCAAGCCGGUGAAAGAUGCGCAAGUGGCAGAAACCGUUGGCGACCAAGUUGUGGUCUCAGCCGAAGUUCAGUCAGCGCUUGAUGCGGUCAUGGAUCGGGUUAAAAGCCCGGAGUGGGUGGCGCAGCAGAGCCGCCUUAGACGAGACAUUGGUGUUCUGACGGGGAUCGUCGAUGAGGCGGAAGACGAAGAUGCGCCAUACAUCGCGGAAGACCGCUUGGUUGUGUUUGUUUCGUCAUCGAUGCCGCUCAACACGCUCCGCAAUUAUGCGAAAGACCUGGAUGAGAUAAAUGGCCUAAUGGUCAUGCGCGGCAUGGUUGGCGGCAUGAAAAGCAUGGGCCCGACGCUGGCGCACAUCAGCAAGGUGCUACGCAUAGACCCGAACUGUACGGGUGGCAACUGCCCGAUGCGAACGACGAACUUCGUGAUCGACCCUGUGCUUUUUCGGGAAAACGGGAUUGCCCAAGUACCGGCGGCUGUUUUUGUCGAAGACAUGCCGUUGGAACCGUACUGCGAACGAUUCGAAGCCGACUCGAUUCCCGCAAAAGCACGCUAUGUCGUGUACGGCGAUGUCUCGGACACUGUGAUGUUAGGGCGCCUUGUACAACGGAUCCUCACACCGGCGACGAUCGAGUGGCGCACGUUUGGUUGGAAACUGGGAAUUGUAGCUCUGGGGUGCGUCGCAAUCUUUCAUGCAGAGCGUCAUAUCUUAGUCACUGUUUCUGCGUCGGUUGAUGAGCGAAUCUUUUGGCGAACAAGCGCACAACCGGACAAAGGGGACUACGCCACAUUCCUAUUCAGCCACCCGUUGGCCGGAGAAGAACCGGUUCGAUUGACAAAGCGCCUCGUCUGCUGGGAGGGCGAUCUGCUCACAAUCGAUGGCCGCCAACACUAUUGUAAUGGCCAGCCACUUGGCCUCGCAAAGGAAACAGGCCUCAAUGGGCAGCCCCUACCGCUUUUUAUUUUCAAUGACCGUGUACCGCCCGGGAAGGCUUUUGCGUUUGGUGUUCACGCAGACUCUUUCGACAGCCGGUACUGGGGACUCAUUGACGUCGCAUCGACGGAACGAUUGGUCCCGCUAUAUGCCAGUGUUGCGAUACUGGGGACGCUAUUUGGGACGACAGUUUCUCUUGCGUACGCCGAGACCGCUCGCGAGACCGAGAAAAAAGGUUUCUGGUGGUAUGAAGAAAAACCGACGGAAGAAGAAGAGGAGGCCAUGGCGCGGUAUGAACUGCCUGCGCUGCCCUCAAUGCAGGUACUGGCCGAGAUGCAUCCGUUGGACAUUAAGAAGGAAUUGGAGGACCGGAAGGUCUACGCAGUCUGGAAGCAAACGCCCGAAGCGGUCCUUGAUUACUACAAAGUGCAGGACGUCGUCCGGCGCCAUGCACUCGCGUUUACCGCCCUAACAAAAUACGUGAUGCUUAAGAACCCAGAGCUCAAUGCGCGCUCCGCGUUUGCGUCAUCAGGCGCUGGCCGAGAUAUUGAGACUCAGGUGCGCGGUGAUCGCAUCGAGCGAUCUCUGAGUAGCUCACGCAACGACUAUGCAUUGAUUAUGUUCUCCUCGCCCGAAUGUCCGUACUGCACGAGUCAGAUUAAUGUUCUGAAGUACUUUGCCGACCGGCACCACUGGGUGGUUGAUGACGUCGACAUUACUCGGGAUCACGCCUUACAGGCACGAUUCAACAUCACGACCACGCCAAUGACCAUCCUCAUUGAACGCGGCUCCGAGCGUUGGAUGCCGAUCGCGAUUGGCCUUGAAUCAGUUGCAGCGAUUGAAGACAACACCUAUCGAGCUGUACGGCUACUCAAAGGCGAGAUUACAGAAAAACAAUUUUUCACGACGGAAUACCAGGAUGGCGGCUUCGCCGAUACCGUGGUGCCGGAGGAGGCGGGCUGGACAGACGACUGGUUUAACAACGCAGUCGUGACGGGCAGUAGCAGUUAUCAAAACCAGCAACGUGGCUUUUAUUCUGCCGGUGGUUUUCAGGGGCGAUUGAAUAUGGCCGUUGAUCACCCAAUUACAGUGACUUUGCCGAAGCUAAAAAGCGGCUGCGGCGGGGUGGAUCUGUUUCUUGGCGGCAUGUCAUUUCUCGAUGCUGAUUACCUCGUCCAAAAAUUUCAAAAUAUCAUUCAAGCGUCCCCGGCGCUGGCAUUCGAUAUCGCGUUAAAGGUCAUGGCAAAAGAGCUGUCUGACUCGAUGUCAAAGCUGGAAGGAGCAACCAACUGGCUGAACAACCUGCAGCUGGAUGACUGUGCGAUAUCCAACCGUGUCGUCACGGCUGUCGCGGAAGACGACCCAGAUGUGCUUGGUGCGCUCUGGAAUGAAAUUUCUUCUGGGGAAAGCCUGAGCCAAUCGAUUAAUAAGUCGUAUGACCAAGCCCAGCAAGACAUUCAAGCCGGCAACAACAAUCCGAUUGUGGAUCUCAAAACGCAGAUCUUGGAGUGCCCGGCAGAUUUUCGGACCCUCUUCGGCAGCGGAUCAAUUAUAGAAAAUGCAGCCACCCUAUUCGGGAUUCCUAGUAGUGCGGACAUCAUACGCGGGUACAUUGGCGACGUGGUUGUCCGCGCUGAGGCUGCGGAUCUGAUCCCGGUGGCUACACGUAUAGAGGGUUGUCCCACCAACGAUCAGAUUGGCAUUGACGACAUGUUAGACGGCACAGCACAAGCCAAGUUGGUGGACGGAACGUGUGUAGAUGACAACGCGGAAUCAAUACAAGUGAUUGUUGGAGAUCGGUUGACGGACAUUGCUGACAAUAUGGCCGCAAAAGCACCCCUAACGGCGGCGCAGGUGACGUUCAUCGAGCACUCGCCCAUUCCAAUUUACUCAAUCCUGCGCAAAGCGAUUGCACAGCAGAACACACCCAUGACGAUCGCGGUGAUGACAGAUGUGGUAGCAACCGCUUAUGCGUACAAGAUAUUCGACGAUCUCUAUCGCAAUACCAACUAUUUAUUCCAGAAGAUCGAUGCUAUUGCGACGAUGCCAGGCGUUGAUGGUGCGGCGGUCGGCAAUCAGUGCAACGUUCGAGUCUUUCAGAAAGGCCUCAGCGAAUUUGGUCGCUUGCAGGAAUCAGUUCGCGAGGUCCGGCAAGGCGUGAACGCGAUCUUCGAAGAAAAGCAGCGCUUGAGGCGACCAACUGAUAUCGGAACAGGUGCCCAGAAAAUGAAGAUUUUGGCUAUUCGUUUUACGCAGUUAUCAGCAUUACUGGUCGCACUGAUGCCGGCAAGCGCGUUCGCGUUGGAUCUUGACUAUUACACGUACAACGGCUUUGAUCAGACGGUUGCUGCGUUCCAACGCCUCGCUCUUGUUUUUGGCGACAACGAAUACCUCUAUCUCAUCGCCAUCGCGAUAAUCCUUGGCAUUGUAUUUGCCGCCAUGGCGUCCGGGGUGAAAGCGUUGGCUAACAACGCCAGUGGCAGCACCUGGUCGUGGGCAUUUAUGACGUUAAUCGGGGUGCUCAUCUUUCGCGGCUUGGUGAUUCCUACGGGGACGAUGCAUGUCUACGACCCGGUCAGGAACGCCUAUCAGCCUGUAGGCGGUGUCCCAGACUUGGUUAUUUUUGUCGCUGGCGCGAUGAACAAGGUUGAGCGAAUCGUGGUCGAACUGGUCGACAACAACGGUGCGUUCCCGUACGCAGACAGCGCAGGCGGAAUUAACUUUCAAAUGCUGCUGAGCGCCAUGAAUGAUUACAACGGUGGAUUUUCCGACUAUUACUUAAACAAUUCGAUUAGGCGUUACUACAUUGAUUGUUCACAAAUGGCGUUGAUUCAACCGGCCUAUAACUUUGAUCUGAACCAAUUACGUAGCGGGACAGGCAGCCUGUUUACGCUGUUGCAGGAACUGCGCAGCCCGGCUGACUUCACCGAAUUUUAUGAUGUCGCAAACAAAGGCGGCGUUGCCGUGAGCUGUGAGGAUAAUUGGAACAAUAACCUUCAGCCCCAAUUGAACCAAGCCGCGCUCUAUGCGCCGAUGCUCAAUACCGUUUGUCAAAAAUCGGGUUUCAACCCAAGGGAUGUGGCCCAACUUGCACGUUGCCAGGCGAUCCUGUCGGAUCAAAACCUUUCAAUCUACAACACGGCUGGCGACCAUAUUCAUUUUCUGAGAAACGCCGCGUUGGCGACAGCGAUUGCCUCAGCGCUGCAAGAUCAAAAUCCGGACGUCGGAUUACGCGCGUUAACGAAUCGGGCUGUGUUGACAGAAGGCAUCGGCAUCGCGCAGUCGGCCAAUGAAUGGCUCCCCACAGUCCGCGCCACGGUCACUGCCAUUGUUCUCGGCCUGUUCCCAUUGUUGGUUGUGUUCUUGGUGACGCCGCUUGCCCCAAAAUCGCUUUUGGCCAUGCUCGGACUGCUGUCUUGGCUGACAUUUUGGGGAAUUUCAGAUGCAGUCAUGCAUCGCGGGGCAAUGGACCAGGCGCUGGUGGCUGUUGAGGAGAUCCAGCGCCACAACAUGGGAUUGACGGCCAUGAUGUUGACGCCCGAGGUUUCAACAAAGGCGCUUGCUAUUUUCGGUCAAGCCCGCGGUAUGGGGAUAACCAUCGCGUCAUUGCUUGCGGCGGUUCUCGUCGGGUUUUCAGGUUACGCGCUAUCGCAAGUGGCACACAGCUUCCAGAGCCGGGUUGAAGGCGCGGGUUCGAAUGCGGCGGACAAAUCCGUGACACCGGAGGGACAAGGGACAUCGUUGCAGGCGGCUUCGGCCGGUUACGCGACCGCGUUGAAUAUGGGGUCACUCGGAUUCGAAAGCCACGCCACAGCAUCCGCUUUUGCUAGCGGGUCAGGAUUAAGUGCAUCGCAACAGUAUCUUGAGGCGACGUCUUCGAUGGGCAUGUCGCACGGCGAUGCCAUUCGGGCGAAGGGUGCAAUAAGUGCGGGUUUUGACUUUGGUGGCCUGCUGGCAAAUCAAGGCAACGUCUCAAAAAGUGGCGGUGACCCGAUGUCGCCAGGCGAUAUUUUUUCUGUUGCGAGUGAGGUCACUAACCUGGAACAAGCCCAAAGGUUUGGUGAGGCGCGAGGUAAAGUAGACGGCAUGAGUAGUAUGGGCUUCGACAAUGCAAAUGACUUCGGCCAUUUCGUGAGUACCUACCAAACACUCAUGUCGGCUGGUGAAUCCAGAACUCACGCGUCCAAUAUCGAAUCGUUCAAGGAUAUCCAUGCGCAACGGACCGGUCGGGCGCUCAGUGACGGCGACGCAGCGCAAGCCUAUUCCGAAAUGCGUUUGGCCAGUAUCACUGGCGAUGUGAAUGCAUUCAACGGAGAUGCGGACCGCGCAGUCGACUUCAUGACCAACAAUCGACACCUGGCGGAUCAUCAUCUUGCCGGGAUUAUGGGUGGCGCCCAUGCAAUGGGUGUGGAUCCUGGGCAGUUAGCGGAAUCCGGCGGGAAAAUGCAGGCCGCGAUGCAAAGCGCGAAUAUGUCGCAGCUGGCGGAUAUGACGGUCGGUGAGGUGGCGUCUGGGGCAUUUGCGAAUCAAGUGAUGUCGACACAAAGUGGCUUGGCACUAGCGGAGGUGAUGUCCGAACCAGGCUUCAUGGCGGGCACGGCCGACCUUGCGCAAAAUGAAACCCUUGUUCGAAACGCGAAUUCCGAACAGCUCGAGAAUCUUUCUGAUGCGUCCGGCAUACCGAUUGAACAACUUGCGAUGGCUCAGGCUGGAGCAAACCGAAGCUUUGGUUAUGGUACCGACAACGUCGACGGGCUUGUACGUGGCGGGGUGAUGACGGGUGACCAGGCUGCUGUUGUGGGCUCUGGUGGGGUAGCCACGGUAUCUCUCGAUUCGGACGGAGAGGUGAUGGCGAGCAGCGUAAGGACCGGCGGUUCGGCCGCUGUCGACAAUUCAACGCGCGUCGAUCAAAGUUUUAGCGCGGGUGGCGCGUUUGGUGCUUCAGCGUUAUUAACAAGCCCCGAUAACGAGGAUCAACUGGAACAAGUCCUUCGUGCCACCGACGGCGACGGGGUGGCAAGAGAUGCCUUGAAGAUGGAUAUGGCCUCGUUUAUCGGCCGCGUUCAAAGUUCGGGGGUGACGCUAUCGCAGUCUGCGGGCGCUGAGGCCCACGCGAGUUAUAGCGUACCAGGGGCUGCUGAGUUCCUGACGGGACUGGACGCUGGCGUUAAAGGUUCCGUUUCUGGGAGGGCAGCAGACUCAACUACCUACGAUGUCAAUUACGCAGCUGUCGAUCAGGUAUUCGCUCAGUCGUAUUCGGCAGCAAAGGCGGACGUCCAAUCAAUCGCCAGUGAAAGGGUUGCGAGCGGAGAAGCGGUGACGGCCGAAGAUCGGGAGGACAUUCUAUUUGAUCGGUUCGCCUCACACCUAAACAACGAUAUGGGGGCGUUGGUGACCAACCUUAAAGCCAAUCAAAUUGACGCUAUGAUCAUCGCCGAGGACAUGGAGGAAGUGCCGAGACAAGAAGAGGGAAUAAGUGAAGCGGACUUCGAAGAGGUUGAUGUCAAACUAUUGCUCGCCAUUGCCACUGUUGAAAGCCAGUUCGACAUGACCGCCACAAACCUCAACCGCAAUGGCAGCACCGAUUAUGGAGUCAUGAUGAUCAACAGCCAUUGGGAACCGAAACUAGAGAAGCUGGGUAUUACAUGGUCCGAAGUACAAACAUCGCAUUGCCUCAAUAUCCACGUGGGCGCAUGGGUAUUGGCCAGCAAUUUCGCGCGCGUUGGUGUUAAUUGGUACGCUGUGGGCGCCUAUAACGCGGGAUUUGGAACCUCAGAGCGGACACGAAUGAACCGACUUCGUUACGCGUCCAAAGUGCACAAUGCGCUGACUACGAUUGAGAUCCAACACUGA